This is a messenger RNA of Thlaspi arvense, 951 nucleotides long. The record is from the annotation of a GenBank genome assembly. NCBI's taxonomy places the organism in Eukaryota, Viridiplantae, Streptophyta, Magnoliopsida, Brassicales, Brassicaceae.
AUGGCAACAACGAAAAUACCAAUGACGGUGCCUUCUCCUCGAGUCGAUGCGGACCAGCUUUUUAAGGCCUUCAAAGGAAGAGGCUGCGAUACUUCGGUGAUCAUCAACAUCUUAGCUCAUCGCAAUGAAACGCAACGAGCUCUCAUCGAACAAGAAUACGAAACCAAAUUCUCAGACGACCUUCGUAAACGUCUCCAAUCCGAGCUUCACGGCCAUCUCAAAAAAGCUGUUCUUCUAUGGAUGCCUGAAGCAGUGGAGCGAGACGCUUCGAUACUGAAACACGCAUUGAGAGGAGCCGUGACUGAUCACAAAGCGGUCGCCGAGAUUAUAUGUACAAGAUCUGGCUCUCAGCUUCGUCAGAUCAAACAGGUUUACUUCAACACUUUCGGUGUCAAACUCGAACAAGACGUUGAAUCUGAAGCUUCCGGCAAUCACAAAAGAGUUUUGCUCGCGUAUUUGAACACUACGCGAUAUGAAGGACCAGAGAUCGAUAACAAGAUCGUGGAGAAUGACGCUAGGGUUCUCAAGAAAGCGGUCGCGAGGAAGCAUAAAUCCGAUGACCAGACGUUGAUUCAGAUUUUCACAGACCGAAGCAGGACUCAUUUGGUCGCUGUUAGAUCUACUUACCGUUCCAUGUACGGCAAAGAACUUGGAAAGGCGAUAAGGGAUGAGACUCGCGGGAACUUCGAGCACGUUCUUUUGACGAUUCUACAAUGCGCUGAGAACUCUUCUUUCUACUUCGCAAAGGCGCUGAGAAAGUCGAUGAAAGGGUUAGGAACAGAUGACACGGCGUUGAUAAGAAUUGUGGUGACAAGAGCAGAGGUGGAUAUGCACUACAUCAUUUCGGAGUAUCGCAAGAGAUACAAGAAGACUUUGUACAAUGCUGUUCAUUCUGAUACAACUGGUCAUUACAGAACUUUCCUCCUCUCUCUCCUAGGCCCCAACGUUUGA